CUUCGCGCGGCUGUACGAGGAGGCGCGUGCGGUCAGUGGGCGGGUAAAAACACACAGCGUUGAGGGAGCGGAGAGGGUAUGUCUGUGAUGCAGAAAGACUGAAAACAAAGCCAUUACCGUCGACUUGUAAAAAGAGCAUUUUCUAUUUUGUACAUACAUUAUUUUGUAUAUACUGUUUAUGAUGACUUCAGUGGUCACUGAUGCUGCCAAGGGGAAUCGGGACAGAGCCCUACCACAAACCACACACACCUCACAGCCACAGAAACAGAUACAGGCCACAGCCGAACAGAUCCGACUCGCCCAGAUGAUUUACGACAAAAACGAUGCAGAUUUUGAGGGCAAAGUCCAGCAGCUCAUGGAGGUUACAGGCAAAAAUCAGGAUGAGUGUAUGGUGGCCCUUCACGACUGCAAUGGGGAUGUCAUCAGGGCUAUAAACUUCCUGCUGGAGGAGGUCACUGUCAAGGACUCAUGGGAGACAGUUGGCAAGAAGAAAAGUGUUGGAAAAGAAGGGACAGCUCCAGAGAGCAAGGAGAAGAGAGGUGAAAGGGAAGGCAGAGGCCGCGGGGGUCCAAACAGACGUGGCCGAGGGGCCAGCCACAACCAGGAAGGACGGUCGGAAGAGAACGGGUUUGAUUCAGCUCCAGGAGAGAGAGGAGGAGACCGUGGGCGCAGAGGAAGAGGAAGAGGUGUAGGAAGCCGAGGAAGAGGCCGAGGAGCUGGAAUAAGCAGGUUCUCUCAGGGAAUGGGUAGGACGUUUAACCCUGCUGACUGCACCGGCUCUGCUGAGGCAGGGGAGGCUGGAAAUGAGACUACUGAAGGAGCAGGAGCCUGGAAGGACAGUGUGGAGGAUUGGGCAGCUGAAGACUGGAAUGAAGAUCUAUCUGAGACCAAAGUGUUCACUGCUUCUUAUGCGCUUGGCUCCAAGAACCCCGUGCAGCCUGGACAGGGGAUGGAUCUCGGCUCUCUGUUGCCUAAGGUGGCUGAGGGCGACUCUGAGCUGGCCGGAUUGGAGCCGUCAUGCCCUGAUACUCUCACGCAGAGCCUGGUGUUCACCAACUCUCAGCAGCACACCACCCGAACACACACACACAGCUAUGCAUCUGCUGCUGCAGGCACUUAUGCACACGCUGCAUCGUCCAUGCUGGGAUCCAGGUUUCCCCAGAAUGAUUUACAGAAAAUGGAGCCAAUCAGCACACCCCGAAUUGCCCCUUUGUCCAAUCAGUUUUCAGGGGUACUGGGUAAUGGCACUGCAUCUGUUGAAUUUACUGCUUCGGUGCCUGUCGAAACUACCCCUGUGACCCUGAAUGAACCCAAGGAGACCUCUGUUACAACAGCUCUCUUGGACCUGAAGCCCCAACCUGACCCGUCCCCCAUCCUCGGUCGUCUGACCCAGCAUCAGAAUGCAGCACUCCAGUCGGACCUGCCGGCUCAGGCCCGAGACCCUGCCCCACUUCCCCCACAUGAUGGGCCUUCUCCAACACUGAAACGCCUCUGUGAGCCUGUCAUCACCACGACAGAGCCGCCACAACCCAGAACCAUCAGACCACAGAGACGGAGAGCGCCACCUCCCUCUAAGGUGACAAAAUACCCUAUAGCCCCUUUUAUUGUUUGUCUGUGAGUUCUGUUGUAAAUG
This is a messenger RNA of Cyprinus carpio (common carp), 1633 nucleotides long. RefSeq names its product ubiquitin-associated protein 2-like. The record is from RefSeq and is a predicted model, not a curated record. The transcript has 13 exons. Gene Ontology annotation, cellular component: cytoplasm; nucleus. Bases 179 to 1618 code for a protein of 479 amino acids. Gene Ontology annotation, molecular function: protein binding. NCBI's taxonomy places the organism in Eukaryota, Metazoa, Chordata, Actinopteri, Cypriniformes, Cyprinidae.